Messenger RNA from Onychomys torridus (southern grasshopper mouse), 2562 nucleotides. RefSeq lists its product as uncharacterized. Bases 1 to 819 code for a protein of 272 amino acids. The record is from RefSeq and is a predicted model, not a curated record. Gene Ontology annotation, biological process: virion assembly. The transcript has 3 exons. NCBI's taxonomy places the organism in Eukaryota, Metazoa, Chordata, Mammalia, Rodentia, Cricetidae.
AUGGAUAGAAAUGUGGACUGGCCAGACUCCACUGAACCGGAGGCGGGUCCCCAGGUGCUACCGCAGCCUCUGGCUCCCUCACCACCUCCCAGUAGUCGUAUGCGCCUCCGCUGUGAUCGGGGAGGGGACGAUGAGGGGGUCUGGACAGCCCAUGCUCUUCCCCUCCGGACAGUGGCCGGCCAAUUUCAGUAUUGGCCUUUUUCUGCUUCAGACUUAUAUAACUGGAAAACUCACAACCCAUCCUUUUCACAAGACCCUCAGGCCCUGACAGGCUUGAUUGAAUCCAUUCUGUUAACCCACCAGCCCACUUGGGACGAUUGUCAGCAGCUCUUACAGACUCUCCUCACCACGGAGGAACGGCAGCGGGUGUUCCUAGAGGCUCGCAAAAAUGUUCCAGGAGAAGAUGACAGACCGACACAGUUGCCUAAUGAGAUCAAUGAAAUGUUCCCGUUAACCCGCCCUGAUUGGGACUUCAACACUGCAGCUGGUAGGGAGCGGCUCCGUCUUUAUCGCCAGGUUCUGUUGGCGGGUCUCAAAGGGGCUGGAAGGCGCCUCACCAAUUUGGCCAAGUUUGCAGGUGCGGCUGCGAGCCCUACAACUCAUCCAGAGACUGGUGUGGAAGCCCUUGGCCGCCAUCUAUACAGCUGGGAGCUCCACAGUCCCACACCCCUUCCAGAUCGACUACGAAGUGUACGUGAGAAGACACCAAUCCAGGACCCUCGAGCCUCGUUGGAAGGGCCCAUACACUGUGCUGCUGACCACCCCCACGGCAGUAAAGGUCGAUGGCAUCGCUGCCUGGAUCCAUGCCUCCCAUCUUAAGCCAGCACCCCAGCCAGGACCCGACUGGAAAUUGGAAAAGACUAGUAAUCCCCUUAAACUUCGAGUCCGCCGAGCUGGUAUUGUUUCUCCUACUGGUACUUUUACCCUGUAACCUAAGAGCUAGCUCAGCAGCUAAUCCACACUCCCCCCAACAUCUGGUUUGGGAAGUCAGUUCUGCUACUGGACAGGUCGUCUGGUUAACUGAAGGCGACCACACCCCCGGAACCUGGUGGCCCACCCUAACACCUGACCUGUGCCAACUAUUCAUGGGGCUGGACACCUGGGAUAUCCCAGAACAAGAAAACCCAAACAAUUUACAGUGGAGAGUAAAAAUAGUCCCUCCCCCUUGAUAUGGGUGCUCAAACCCACAGGUCCACGCUGAACUCCAUGGUUUGGAGUUCUAUGUCUGUCCUAGAGAUAGGAGAAAUAGAAAAUAAGUUCUAAAAUGUGGAGGGCCUGAGUCCCUAUACUGUGCCAAAUGGGGAUGUGAGACUACCGGGGAUGCCUACUGGGGACCAUCUUCCAGUCAUGAUUGGAUUCAGGUCAAAAAGGGCUCUGCAGCAGACUGCUCAAAACAGGCUCUUUGUAACACCUUGUCCAUCAUCUUUACAGAACCAGGGAAACGAGUUGAAAAUCUAGCCCAGUGGCAAAAAGGUCAGACUUGGGGGUUACGCCUCUACAAGGAGGGAAAUGACGAUGGCCUCUGGUUUAAGAUUACCCUCCGCCCAAAACCCCUGUCUCAUCCAAUGAUGAUAGGACCAAACCCUGUCCUUCGUUCCCGCUCUCGGGUACCCCAAGCCCUGCCACCCAAGAUUAUAACCACAACCCACACCCCCGUGACUUCAAAAAACCACCCUCCCCCUCCAUCAACAACCAUACAGAUGUCCUUGAUGCCCCCCUUAUACAACCUGAUUAAGGGAGCCUUCUCUGCCCUUAACUCCACCAAAAGCAACCUCACUCGGUCCUGUUGGCUCUGCCUUUCUGAGGGACCCCCUUAUUAUGAGGGAACAGCUUACAACGGUACCUACAACAACACUGACUCAUGCUCCUGGGGAAGGCAAGGUGCCAGCAAACUAACUUUAUCUGAGGUAUCAGGACAGGGACUAUGUCUUGGUACACCACCCCCUGAAAAGAGUCAGCUCUGUGCCCGCACAGAAAAGGUUACAGCUAUCACAGGCAAAUACUUAGCACCCUCAGAUGGGGGAUGGUGGGCUUAUAACACCGGUUUAACCCCUUGUAUCUCACCAACGCUGAUAAACCAGACUGGUUUCUGCGUUCUAGUGCAUCUGUACCCUCGGGUUAUAUACCAUGACUCCCCAUCUUUUGAAGAACAGAUGGAAGGCCUGACCCACCGAUACAAAAGAGAACCCGUCACCAUGACCUUAGCUGUCCUCAUGGGACUGGGAACAGUAGCGGGCAUAGCAGGGGCGGGAAUGGAGACUGCUGCUUAUGUGCAAGGGUAUCAGCACAUGGAACAGCUAAAAGCCGCUAUAGCAGAGGAUUUGAGGGGGCUAGAGGCUUCCAUCUCUGCAUUAGAAACCUCCCUCACCUCCCUGUCAGAGGUUGUGCUCCAAAAUCGAAGAGGCCUAGACUUGGUUUUCAUUAGAGAUGGAGGAUUAUGUGCGACCCUAAAAGAAGAAUGUUGCUUCUAUGCGGACCAACACUGGGGUAGUACGUGACUCCAUGGCCAAGCUUCGUAAGCGACUGGAGGAGCGAAAAUGGGAAAAGGCCGCCAGAGCCAGU